Messenger RNA from Nicrophorus vespilloides, 2816 nucleotides. RefSeq lists its product as uncharacterized. The record is from RefSeq and is a predicted model, not a curated record. Gene Ontology annotation, biological process: cell surface receptor signaling pathway. Gene Ontology annotation, molecular function: G protein-coupled receptor activity. NCBI's taxonomy places the organism in Eukaryota, Metazoa, Arthropoda, Insecta, Coleoptera, Silphidae. The transcript is spliced from 12 exons. Gene Ontology annotation, cellular component: membrane. The coding region runs from base 42 to 2771 and encodes 909 amino acids.
GAUUUUCAUAUACAAUUCGCCUUCAGUUGCGGAUUGAUCGAAUGUGCGCGAUGAUCGUGUUUACUUUACUACUUCUGUUGGUGAUCCCGAAAAUCCAGUCAGAAGAUGUGUUCAGGUUGAUAGGGAAAAGUCACGAAUUGAGCGCGAGCAACGUGCAAUUUGUGAAUGAUGGAAAGACCCUACUGGUGACGAAUCUCGUCUACGAUGGUUUAGGACCAGAUGUCCGUUUCUGGCUUGGCACCGGAGAUGUUCCGGACGUGAAAUCCGGUGUUCUUCUCCUGGAUGAAAACGGUUCGGAUAAUAAGCUGCACCGAUACGAUUCCGAUACCAUAAAAUUGGCCGUCACCGAAGAAGCAUCGAGAUUCGAUCUCUUCGCACUCAUCUGCGUUCUCGAUAACGAAGACAUCGGUCACGUACGGCUUAAGAGAGCCGAUAAAAGCAUUCUGGACGUAGACUCUGUCUUCAGUUUUGAGCCGGUGACGUUGCCCGGUCUCUCCGGUCUCGCCAAAUCGAAGAGCGUUCAAAUCAUGAAACCCAACGUCCUGCUUGUAGAAGAGCUGAGUUACAUUGGAGAUGGCGAGUUUCGGUUCGGAUUCGAACCAUCCAACUUGAACUAUUUGUUGCCCUACGACGGGAAUUUCGGUAAUUUCAGUCGUGAUGAUGUCUGGUUGACCGUGCCGGAUGGGCUCGAGGUUAAGGAUUUCGAUGUGUUUGGUAUUUGGAGCCCGCUUAGGGGCAAUGUCGGUUCAAUUAACUUGCAUUCAAAAGCAUUUGCGGCUCUCUUCGAAUUGGAACCUCUAAGUUCUUUGCAGCACGGAGUUCGAUCGGGUCCCGUCUUCAUCUUAAACGAGACUUCCAUACGCAUAAACAAUCUUUAUUACGAUGGAAUAGGACCGGACGCUCACUUCUGGGUGGGAAAUGGUACUAAAGGUCCCGACAGGCAGGGUAUUCUAGUGGCGGACGAAAAUGGUUCGAUGGGCAACCUCAAUGGAUACAAAGGAAAAGACGUCGUCAUCAAUCUUCCUAAAGGAAUCACGGUCCACGACAUUGAUUACAUAGGGCUAUGGUGCAUCGAGUUCAGUGCAAAUUUCGGAUAUACGAGCAUACCAAAAAGUAUUAAACGAAACAGGCAGAUCGGUUCCAAUUCUAAUUUUGGGAUGUUACCUCCGUUCAGUCAACUGGCACACGGACUGAAAUCAGGUCCGAUAUUAAUCCUGGACGAGAAAACGUUCUUCGUGACGAAUCUUCAUUACGAUGGUAAAGGACCCGAUGCUCAUUUCUGGGUCGGAAACGGAUCUUCCGGUCCUGACCAGAACGGGAUUUUGGUUCCUAACGAGCAUGACUCACGCGACACGUUGAAUAGUUACAACGGCGAAGAUGUUCUGAUCCGUCUUCCCGAAGGUAUCACAGUCAAGAAUAUCGAUUACUUCGGUGUAUGGUGUAUCGAAUAUAAACAUAAUUUCGGUUACACCAACUUAAUCAAUGUUGAUCAAAUCACGCCAAAGAAAAUGUUCCUAGAAAGUGAAUCCGGGAAAAGAGUGGCGAUAAUGCAGAGAUGCUGCCAAGAGGGUUACGUGAAGAGCCCCAAAGGUUGCGUUUUCAAUAACGUCGAUCCCCAAAUGCCCGAUUACCAUGAAGGUAACAAUACAAUCUUCGACGACGAAGCAAUUCCGCAUGUAAUGUACAGAUCGUACACGUAUCAGCCAAAAUGCCCGAGCGGAAUGUAUUAUUUGGAUCCUCUGAGCGAAGAAUUCCGGCUGCUCACGAGCGGUGAACUAUUGGUAGAAGAUCAGCUAUAUAAAAAGGAUAAGUAUUGUUUCGAUCCGCUCGAGUUCUCCGAUCAAGAAACCGGCGAACCGCGUUGGAUAAUGACAGCAUUUCUGUGUUUUCCCGAAGAGAACAAGCCCAAAUUUGUAGCUAUCCUCAUUGCAAGUUGCAUCUACGUAUCUGCUUUCUUCUUAAUUAUCACCAGCGGAAUCUUCAUCUUCAUCAAAGACGCCAGAGACGUGCGAGGUUUGAACGUCGUGGGUUACAGCAUAACCAUGGCUCUAUCCUUCAUAUGUCUUUCCACCGCCAAACUAAUUGAUAUGAACGAUAAAUUUUGCUCGGGAGUUGGUUACGUCUACCAAAUCUGCCUGGUGUCUGCUUUCUCUUGGCUCUGCUGUUUGAUCGUGGAAACUUAUUACCAAGUUGUAAACUACAAUAAUCAUCACUGGAAGUGGCGUACCCUAAUCAACGGUAUAAUUGCGGUCGGUAUUCCCAUUCUGUUUCUCCUUCUCUCGUUGGUAAUAAACGAUAUAGUGCCUUCCAAAUUCUCCAACCCCAAAUACAGUGUAGAUUCCUGCUGGUUUAGGUCUGAUAAAAAGGUCGUUUUCUAUUAUCUUCCUAUUGUCUUAUCAAUACUCUUUGGGAUAAUAUUCACCGGGUUGACGUAUUACAAAAUCAGGAAAAUUGAAAACAAUAGACCGCACCCUUCGUGGACUUCGGUAGGAAACGGCAUCAAAAAUGUGUUCCGGUCAUGUUAUCUACUCUUGGCAGUAAUGACCGCAUGCUGGAUCGCCGAAGUGAUUUCGUACUUUUACGAUACUGGUGCCGGCAUCUGGAUCGCACUCGAUGUCAUUCAGUCCCUGCAAGGUCUGUUCGUCUUCAUCAUCUUUAUACUGCACAAUCCGGUCGUUGGAAUACUGAAGGUCCGGUGGAAUCAGUUGAUAGGAAAAAGUCCAAUUAAGGAAACCUACUCGCCCAGCGAAAUGACCCAUCUGAAUCCAUAGUGAGAAUGCGAUCUUCGCGUGCCAUAUUAAUAUAUUAAUUUUGUA